AUGACCAAUGUUAGUAAUUAUGCUAUAGCUAUUAUUCUAUGUCUUCAAACAGCAUGUCAAUGUGUUGUUUCAACUGUUGGACAAUAUAUUUAUGCAUAUUAUUUACAAACAUAUCCAUCAUCAUCAAAUACAACUCAAAAUCUUACUAAAAUCAUAAUUCCUUCAUUUAAUCGUUUAAAAAUUGUUCAUACUGUUUUGACACAGUGUAUAGAUAAUACAACUAGUAAUUCUUCAAAUAGUAAUGCUCAAAUAUGGGCACAAGAACAAUCAGCUGAUUUAUUCUUUCGAAUUAAUUUAUGGAAUAGUUGUCCAAUGAUUAUAAUGACGUAUAUUCUUGGAUUAUAUACUCCAAAAUUAGGUAGACAAUUUGUUCUUAUAUUACCUAUGUUAGGUACUACUGGUCAAUUAAUUAUCUGGUUAGCAAUUAUUUAUUUACGUUUAGCUGAUUAUUGGUGGUAUAUCGCAAGUUUUAUUGUUGAUUUUGUACUGAAUUUAAUCAUUAUAGACAAUACAAAAGAAGAUAAUCGAUCAUCUCGUUUUGUUUUAUUUGAAGCAUUAGUAACAACUGUUUCUGCUAUAAGCACAUUUUCUACUGGUUAUUAUAUUAAUUGGCGUGGUUUUACAGAUCUUUAUUGUAUUUCAUUAGGAUUACAAAUUGUUUCGAUUAUAAUUGUUAUUUUCUUUUUUAAAAAUACUUUUCAUAUAAUCGAUGAAAGAACUUGUCUAUUAUCAUCAUCGAUUCAAAAUAAUAAUGAUAUUCAACUUAAAGAAUCACGUUCUUUAAGAACGACAUGUAAUGAUUGUUUCAUUAUUUUGAAAAUAUUUGGUUUUAAAAAUCGUUCAUAUAAAAAAUCAAUUAGUCUUCUUUUAAUUCUAUUCGCUUAUAUUUUUUAUCUAUUAGCAUAUUCAACAUAUACAUCAUUUCUUUGGUAUCUACUUGAUAGUCCAUUUUGUUGGUCAUCAGAAAAUGUUGGAAAUUAUAUGGCAUUAUCUUCAAUAUCUUGUGCUAUUUUUAGUUUACUCGGAAUGAAAUUCUUUACAUAUAUUGGUGCUAAUGACACAUUAAUUUGUAUAUUUAGUCAUUUAUGUUUUACUAUAUCGUCUCUUUGGAUUGCAUUUGCUAAACAUAGUUGGCAAUUAUAUGCAGGAUUAUUAAUAAGUCCUUAUGCUGAUUAUCAAAAUCCUUUAACAAUACCAAUGUUAUCAAAAUUAUUGGAAGUUCAUGAACGAAAUCAUGCAUUUACAUUUGUAGCUGAAGUAACUACAAUUAUAACAACUUUUGGAGAUUCAAUUUUUAAUUGGGUUUAUGCACAAACAGUAGUUAAUUUUCGAAAUUUGACUUUAUUAAUGGCUGCUGGAUUUAGCAUUAUUUCGUUUAUUUUAAAUAUAUGUCUACUUGGUGUAACACAUCGAAUACCGAAUGACGAUCAAGUUUCAAUUCCUGAAUCGGAACCAUUUCUUUUACCAAAUAAUAAUAACAAUAAUAAUCAUAUAGCACAUUUGGGUGAUGUUAUUGGUUCAUCAUUACUAUAUUCAACAUUUGUUUCACAGACAUCAAAUAAAAAUAGAUCUCGAAUCAACUCAGAAUCAUCAACAGACAACAAGAUGAUAACAACAGAUAAUCAUUUAAUUCUUUGA
Messenger RNA from Rotaria sp. Silwood2, 1638 nucleotides. The record is from the annotation of a GenBank genome assembly. Lineage: Eukaryota; Metazoa; Rotifera; Eurotatoria; Philodinida; Philodinidae.